Nicotiana tabacum (common tobacco) is the source of this 2485-nucleotide messenger RNA. The record is from RefSeq and is a predicted model, not a curated record. Lineage: Eukaryota; Viridiplantae; Streptophyta; Magnoliopsida; Solanales; Solanaceae.
AGUAAACUUCACUUGGUCUAUAGAUAGUAUCCCCUCCUUGGCUCCUCUCAACUUAACUGCCCCAGCUAUCUCCGCUCUCUCCACCUCUUCACGUUUUAAGAAUUGCCAUCUCAAAACCUCUUCUCUCUCUCAUCACUUCCUAACGCUAUCCAUUAACCCAUGCCUUUACUGGAGAAAAUGGAUAUGAAUUUAUCCAAGAUAGAGGAAGCUACGCAGCAUUUCAAAAACCUUGAUCCUACUCCAACGCAGAACGACGUCGUUACCCCGGUUGAUGAGGAUUACACACCAGCAAAAGAAGAUAUUAUUUCCGACGAAAAUGGUAAUGAAAAUGGAAAGUCCAAUGAUUCUGUUUCUAUAGACGUUUCAAAAGGUCAUGUGACAGUGAUUUCAAAUCCCGUUAAUACUCUAACAGAAAAUAUUUUGAAUUCCGCUAAUCACGCAGCGCACGGAGGACCGCAAGACAUAAAUUCAGCUGUCUCUUACGACGAAAACGAUUCAGUUAAAGAAAACGGCAACGUAUUAAGUGUAAUCCAGCCACAUAACUUGCUGCCGCAGCCGGAGGCACCACCUGGAAUAGCGGUUAUCGUCUCUCCACGUGACCUGAAUCGUUCUAAGUCCAUGCCGGAGAACUUCGACAUGCCGGCGAUCGGCAAAUUCUUCCGCGAGAAGAGCAACAGCUUAUCCUCGGCAAUCACGAAGCGGUUGUCGUCGAUGAGGGAAUCCCUCGACGACGAGAAAGUACCGAAAUCGGAAUCGCCCGUGACGGAGUUCAAUCUCUCCGGACUAAAAGUGAUCGUGAACUUAAAACCUCCGGCAGAACAACAACAACAACAAGGGAAGACGAAGCUGUUAGGAAGAGUGAGUUUCUUCUCGAGAUCCAAUUGCAGGGACUGCACCGCCGUAAGGUCGUUUCUGCGCAAGGAAAAUCUCAACUACGUGGAAAUUAACGUCGACGUGUAUCGUGAGAGAGAAAAGGAAUUAAUCGAAAGGACCGGAAGUGCAACGGUGCCGCAGAUAUUUCUGAACGAGAAGUUGUUAGGUGGAUUGGUGGCGUUGAAUUCGCUACGGAAUAGCGGGAUGUUGGAGAAGAAGUUGGAGGACAUGUUGGCCGGAAAAUGCCCGGAGGAUGCACCGGCGCCACCGGUUUACGGGUUCGACGAUCAUGAGGAAGAGGAGCGGAACGACGAGAUGGUAGAGAUAGUGAGAAUAUUGAGGCAAAGGCUUCCAAUACAGGACAGAAUCAUGAGGUUGAAAUUAGUAAAGAACUGCUUCUCCGGUGGCGAGCUUGUGGAGGUUCUGAUCCACCACUUGGACUGCGGCAGAAGAAAGGCUGUGGAAAUUGGGAAGAAACUGUCGAGAAGGCAUUUUAUUCACCACGUCUUCGGAGAAAAUGAAUUUGAAGAUGGAAGUCACUUCUAUAGAUUCCUUGAACAUGAGCCUUUCAUUCCCAAAAGCUAUAAUUUUCGAGGAUCCACAAAUGACAAUGAACCCAAGGACGCUGCUGUGCUAGGCCAAAGGCUUGGCAAAGUAAUGUCGGCCUUACUUGAGUCUUAUGCCUUUGAUGAUCGGCAUCAUCUUGAUUAUGUAGGCAUCAGCAACAGCGAAGAAUUUCGGAGAUAUAUAAAUUUGGUUCAGGAUCUCCACAGGGUGAACAUCCUAACACUUACAGCAGAUGAGAAGCUAGCCUUCUUUCUGAACUUGCAUAAUGCGAUGGCCAUUCAUGCUGUGAUCAGGGUUGGUCAUCCUGGGGGCAUGAUUGAUAGGAGAGCGUUUUUCUCUGAGUUCCAGUACAUAGUAGGUGGUUUUUCCUAUUCCCUAUCAGGGCUAAAAGAUGGCAUACUUAGAAGCAACCGAAGGGCUCCUUUUUCGCUGAUGAGACCCUUCCCUAGUGGAGACGAGCGUCUGGAGAUGGCUUUUUCAAAAGUUAAUCCGUUAAUCCAUUUUGGACUGUGCAAUGCAACAAGAUCAAGUCCAGCAGUAAAAUUCUUCGCACCUCAAAGUGUGGAGUCUGAACUAAGAUAUGCUGCAAGAGAGUAUUUCCAGAGGGAUGAUGGAAUGCAAGUGGAUUUGGCCAAAAGAACUGUCUACCUUAACCGAAUGAUCAAGUGGUACAGUGCUGAUUUUGGACAGGAAAAGGAAAUUCUAAAGUGGAUUACAGGUUAUCUAGAUGCAACUAAAGCAGGUCUUUUGACACAUCUUAUGGGUGAUGGUGGCCCUGUUAAUGUUGUUUAUCAGAGUUUUGAUUGGUCUCUAAAUGCUUGACCAAACUGGUUGUUGCUAUAGGGAGUUCGAGGGAGCACUUUAUUUCUUUUUAUUAUCAACCCCACUUCUUUGUUUUAGUAUUAAUCUCUCAAUAUCUAGCAAAAAUAGGGUAUUGUUGAUUGUCCCUCUUCGUAGGAUCAUAGUUUAAAAUUUGUGUAUAGCAGAAACUUGUUAAUGGAUUGAGAGGUUUGGACGGAGCGAAAAAGAGGACCUGUCUUAGUUC